Molecule: messenger RNA, 681 nt
Organism: Lichtheimia ornata
Lineage: Eukaryota; Fungi; Mucoromycota; Mucoromycetes; Mucorales; Lichtheimiaceae
Exons: 8
Coding region: 1-681 (226 amino acids)
Cellular component (GO): mitochondrion
Molecular function (GO): acetylpyruvate hydrolase activity
Source: RefSeq, a predicted model, not a curated record
AUGUCAGCACGCAACUUCUUGACCACCGGUCGCAAAAUUGUUGCCAUUGGCCGUAACUUUAGUGAACACGCAAAGGAACUUGGCAACGCUGUUCCUACAGCACCCUUUUUCUUUCUCAAGCCUACCUCAUCGUAUCUUGCCAACGGUGGCACUGUGGAAAUUCCCACGGGAUGCGAGGUGCACCAUGAAGUGGAACUAGCUGUUGUUAUCGGCAAGGAUGGACGAGAUUACCAACCUUCUCAAGCAAUGGAUCAUGUGGCAGGCUACGCUCUUGCAAUUGAUAUGACCGCUAGAAAUCUCCAGACUGAAGCAAAGAAAAAAGGUCUUCCUUGGAGUGCAUCAAAGGGCUUUGACACAUUUACUCCCAUCAGUGAUUUCAUUCCCAAGGAAAGCAUCUCUGACCCUCACAAUGUGGAUCUUUGGCUCAAGGUCAAUGAUACUUUGCGUCAAAACGGCAAUACCAAGGAUAUGAUCUUCAACAUUCCUUCAUUGUUAUCCUAUGUAUCAUCCAUUAUGAAACUUGAAGCCGGUGAUGUUCUAUUGACGGGUACACCCCAAGGUGUUGGUCCACUUCAAGCUGGCGAUGUUAUUACAGCUGGAUUGAAAUCUGGAGGCGCGUCGAAUGACUUGAUGAAUGUCAAAUUCAACGUUGCUGCUCGCAAUGGACUUUUUAAAGUUUAG